Messenger RNA from Fusarium keratoplasticum, 2124 nucleotides. RefSeq lists its product as uncharacterized. The record is from RefSeq and is a predicted model, not a curated record. NCBI's taxonomy places the organism in Eukaryota, Fungi, Ascomycota, Sordariomycetes, Hypocreales, Nectriaceae. The coding region runs from base 1 to 2124 and encodes 707 amino acids. The transcript has 3 exons. Gene Ontology annotation, biological process: intracellular signal transduction.
AUGGCCACUCUGUCGCAUACUCAAAGGCCCACGGAUCACCAGUCUGCCUCUGAUACCCUCGACCACGCUGCUCCACGCUCCUCUCUCUCGCUCUCGCAUCGGCCGCCUCCUCCAGUUCCGGUCGCUCCUCCUCCAGACGCUCCCUCGUCCGCCGCCGCCGCCGUGGUAGCUCCGCCCGCGCCAUCCCACGUCACAUCCUCCAACUCCAACUCCAACUCCAACUACGGCCACCGUCAUACCCUCUCCUCCGUCUCGAGGCUGAACAAUCGCUCGUCCACCAGCAUCUUCGCCUUGGCCGCCGCUGCCUUGGACCGCACCCAGAGCGCCAUCGCUACCAUCUCGGAGCCCUCCAUUCGGCCUCGACAGUCUAGCGGUGCCCUCUCGCGGCUCUCCCUGCUCACGAGCUCCUCUCCCUCGUCGGAACCCUCCAGCCCGGACAAGUACCACCGUUUGAGAAGCACCUCGAGCCAGUCUCUCCUGGCCGGCUCCAAUUUGGACAGCAAACUCGCUCCCCAGGUCGCCCCGGCGAACAAUCCGCCCUCCCAGCCCUACUCGUCCACCGACCCAAACCACCCGCUUCCGGUCAAGUCUCCCGCUACAGAGAACAAGAUGCAUCAGACAUCCUCGCGCUUGCUGCGCAUGACGGACGAUGACCGGCCGUUCACAAAGGACUUCAAGGAUCUCUUUGCCACCCUGGUCGUUAGUCUGCUACCGCUCUCGGCUCACCGCGUCCGAUUGACAAAGGUCGAGUACACCUUCCUGUCCGAGGAUGCUAUCAACAACCUCGGAUCUCUCAAGUUCUCCCAGUCAAACCGCAUGCCCGACCCCAAGGACCCUUCCCGCAUUGUCACCACCACCACUACCACGACCUUUUCCAUGGCCAAGGAUAUGGCCCGCUCUAUCUGCCAACGUUUCCUCGAGGCCCGUUUUAUCGAAUCGGCCGACGGCAAGUACCAGCAGGUGUACACAAUGAAGGGAUCCGUCUGGCAAUUGACACCAAAGGGCAUCACCGUCCUGGACCGAUUCUGUGCCCGAAAUGGCAUCCAGCAGAAGCAGGUGUCGGAACUUGCUAACCUCGGCGCGACCCAGCUGGUCCUUCUGGAGCGAGAUUCUCAGACUGACAAGCUUCUCCACGAUCAGGGCACCGUUGAGGUCAUCUUCCGCCGCUUCGCCGGUGCUGAGGGUCGCAACGUUAAGCCUACCGUCAACGCCGCCGACUCGGACUCAUUGCAUGAUUACCGGGACGGUCUGACUGGUGUCAAGAUGGCAGCCGAGCGCAAGGUCAAUGGAAAGUCGUAUCGUGACACAUUUACGGGCAAGGCUACGACCGAUUGGCUGAUGGACUGCUCCACCAUUGUCGACAAGCGUGAGACAGUCGAGGUUGCUACCCUUUUCGUCGAGUACGAUCUGAUGGAGCCCGUGGCCCAGGACCGCGCCUACAUGUCCCAGAACCCCGGAUGCAAUGUCUUCCAGCCCACCAAAUACGCCAUCUACCAGCUGUCGCAAAGAGGCAAGGACCUGGUCAGCGGUGCGGCCACGCGAGGACGGGCGUCGGAGAGUGAGGGCGGUAACGCGUCGCAGCGAAACGGAAUCACCAGGGACUCCAACACGCAGCGACUGGACAAGAUCCUGAACGACCCUGCGCUCCGACUUCUCUUCCGCGAGCAGCUCCGCGACACGCACUGCGAGGAGAACCUGUCGUUCUACCAGGACGUUGACGAGUUUGUGCGCAGCUGCAAGGCUGCGACAAGGGCAGCUCAGAAGUCACCCAACACCACAGCCAUGGACAGCAUCAAGGAGAUUAUGGCAUCGGCAUAUGGUAUCUACAAUGCCUUCCUAGCUCCUGGAUCACCAUGCGAGCUCAACAUCGAUCACCAACUGCGCAACAACCUGGCGACACGGAUGACAAAGGCUGUCGGGCAGGACGUGGCCAUGAUCGACACUCUCCAAGAGGUGACGUCUCUGUUCGAAGACGCCCAAAAUGCCGUGUUCAAGCUGAUGGCCAGUGACUCGGUACCAAAAUUCCUUCGCAGCCCCAAGUACGAGCAACAGCUGCGCAACUACGAGUUUGACCUGCUCGGCCGAGGCCCCGAACGGAGCCAGAGCAGAUCAAACCGGAAGUAG